AUGGGCCGGGGAUUUUUCGCUCUGGCCAACCACCGGGCGGUUUUCUCCGUGUUUCGUCCGAAGCUGGCGUCACUCGUCAGACUCCAACUCCGCCACAGAUUUGCGGUGGAACUUGACCACGGUUGCUGCCUCGUGCGUCCAUGUGGCUCGGCCAAUAGGCUCUGUCCGGAGGCGGGAUUCCGAGUAGAUCGUCAGAACGAUGCUGAACUGCUCGCCUGGUACGGAUGGUACAAAGUUACUGUCCGACAGCCAACCACUCUGCUUGAGACUAUCGAACUGUACGGCCCGAGGGCAAAUGCGCCUCCGACGACCAACCCACGGACUCCAUCAGCAUCGGUGAAGAGAAUUAAGAAUAGUAAAAACGAUCCGCUUCAACAUCCAAUCAUGCCGGUCAAGGCCCCAUCAACCAGGGGGGUGUGGUGGGAGAGGAAAGUGGAAAGCCACUCGGCUUUGACGACUCUCAGGGCCCCAUCCAUGGAUGGAGAAUGGGGAGGGGGGAAAGGAAAGGACAGGCUUACUGCUGAACUGGAAGACGAGGACUGCCAACCAAGCCCGGCCAAGACCAGAUGCCAGUCCUGCCCAGAACAACCUGAUCCAUCCGGUAUCCAGAAAGACACUGCCACUGUCGAUCUCGGGAUACUCCCAACUAGCCAGAGGUCUGAUCCUCUACUAAGAACGACCAGUUCAACAGUCAACAACCUGGAAAGAAAACGGCGAGCCCAACAACGGGAGCUUGUUACCGGAGAAGGCUGUGGUGCAGUAGAGACAUACACGAUGACGGGCCGUUGUAGCGCUGUUGAAACAUUCGCAUCGAGAGACAAUGAUUUUAGCAGAUGGACCGUCGGAACUGGUCCCAGCAUCGUCAUCGUCAUCCCGCUCGUGUUGCCCCUCUAA
Messenger RNA from Aspergillus niger, 894 nucleotides. RefSeq lists its product as uncharacterized. The record is from RefSeq and is a predicted model, not a curated record. The coding region runs from base 1 to 894 and encodes 297 amino acids. The transcript is spliced from 9 exons. Lineage: Eukaryota; Fungi; Ascomycota; Eurotiomycetes; Eurotiales; Aspergillaceae.